GCAAAAUCUCAAAUAUUAUCCAGUGUAUUGGAUGUUGCUCAUCAGUUUAUAAGGGAAGUUAAUCCAGGUGAACCCAAGGAGGAGAAUAAUUCUACAAAAGAAAUUAGUGAAAAUCACUCCAAAUCGAAAUCUUCACCUCUGCAGGAGAGCAGCUCUGAGGUAGUAUUUACAACAUCAAAAAAAACAGAAUCUGCAAAUCAAAAAGAUGGGCUCCUUUGUGAAGGAUCAUUCAACGAAGAAGCUUCUGCCAGGUCCUUUCAGGAAGUUUUACAACAAUGGAGAACUGGAAAUCAUAAUGCCAAUGAGAAGCAGAAUUUACAUGCAACAAAACCAGAUUCAAUGGAAGCAUGUGAAGUGCAGACUAACUUGAAAAUUUGGAGAGAACCACUUGAGAUUCAAUUUAAGGAAGACAGUCUAUCCUAUAUGGACAAAUUAUGGCUUAAAAAACACAAAAGAAAUCUACAAGGCCAACUUCUUAACAUGCAACAAGAUAAAUUCAUACAUUCAAGUAAAACCACUAGUGACACACAGCUUUCUCCAAAUGGAAGUGAUGAAGAAAGUAAUGUUGAAGAGACUAAAGUACAACACCCAGCUCUUUUCCUGAAAGCAGAAGAAUUAAAAAUAGAGAGAUUUGAACCAGCUCUAAAGAUAGUAGAACUGGAUGAUACUUAUGAAGAGGAAUUUGAAGAACGGGGAAAUGUUGUGCCUUACAAGGUUGAAUUAGCUGAUGCAGACAGUAAACAAAGUUGGACAUUUCAUGAAUAUCAAAAGAAUAAUUUUCUAUAUGAAAAUGAUGUCCAUCGACAUUAUGUUUUUGCUAAGAGAAGAACUGGCCUCUUAAAUAUUUGUGUGACCAACAGCUCUUCAUGUUAUAAAGAGAACUCAACAGCUGGAAUUUCAAAUAUGGAUUUUGACAACAUGGCUGAUCUACAUGUUUAUUCUACUGCCACUGAAAAAGUAGAGGAAAAAAGCUUUUGUGAAAAAAAUUUAACAGAGGAAAGUAUAGCUAACCACAAAUCUGCUGAUUCUAGUACACCAUUUGAGAGCAAGGAUUCUUUGCCAAGUGUAGAUUUAGAAGAACCUUCUGUUAAGGAGAAAUUAUACCAAGGCAUCAGAGGAUCCUUGGACUUUAGCAAUCUGCAUGAGAGGCCAAACUUACAAGAUUCAAAAACUACCCAGUCACCACUGUUGUUACAAGAAAUAGCCCUCAGAAGAAAGCCUAUUACUGAACAUUAUCAAGGACUUGAGAAAUUCUUUUUUUCUGAUGAAAAUAGAAGACUGAACUUACUUCCUUCUCAUAGCUUAGAAGGCAGCUCUUCCAGUACUAAGAUUACACUUGCAGGAGACAGAGAAUGGAUCCCAGACCAUAGCUUAAGUGCACAUGCUGAUAAUGCAGUUGCCUUGGAUGUUCUAUGUGGUGCCCAGAAUCUAUCACCAAGUAGAAAACAGCAAACAGUGGGUAAGACAUCACAGAGACCUUCAACAGCAAAUUUACCAUUUUCCAACUCUGUUAAAAAAAGCUCCAGCUGCCUUUCUUCCUCCCAUUUGCGACCAAGAAGUGUCACUACUAGAUUAUUAUCUAGAGCUGCUUUUGAAAUUUCAGAAAUUGAAUAUAUUGAUGUUACCAACCACAAUGAGCCUUUCUUAGACAAUAUUGCUGAUCAACAAACCUUAGACAGUUUGGAAAAAGAAUUAAAUGAGCUGAGAAAUCUUGCAGAUCCUUCAGAAAAACUUUACAGCCUAACCUCAGAAGAGUUACCAGCAUUCAACAGCCAUUUACAGAAUAUGAGUGAUACUACUGUGGAUUUCCUUAAGACCUCAAACUCCAGGGGCCCCUGUGGAUUUCAGCAACAGAGUUCUUCUGGAAAAGAUACUGAAAUUCCAUUUUGGCUGACACCUUCUGAGAGCACUACAGAUGAGGAUGAAGAGGAUUUCAUGGACAAGCAACAUGUCAUUACACUGCCGUGGUCAAAUAACAUUUAA
Orycteropus afer afer is the source of this 1983-nucleotide messenger RNA. It is a transcript of the gene ZBBX, whose product is annotated as zinc finger B-box domain containing. The annotation marks the transcript as partial. The record is from RefSeq and is a predicted model, not a curated record. Gene Ontology annotation, cellular component: motile cilium. Gene Ontology annotation, biological process: cilium movement. NCBI's taxonomy places the organism in Eukaryota, Metazoa, Chordata, Mammalia, Tubulidentata, Orycteropodidae. The transcript has 13 exons.